Messenger RNA from Morchella importuna, 741 nucleotides. RefSeq lists its product as uncharacterized. The transcript has 3 exons. The record is from RefSeq and is a predicted model, not a curated record. Lineage: Eukaryota; Fungi; Ascomycota; Pezizomycetes; Pezizales; Morchellaceae. The coding region runs from base 1 to 741 and encodes 246 amino acids.
AUGGAGCAAUCAUCCCAUACUAACCGCGAGGCUUCUUCACCACAUCCACAAUCACUAAAAACAGAAUCACCACUAUCAUCAACGAUCCCCAAAACAGAAACCCCAUAUCCCUUUAUUACCUUUACCUCAGUGCCCGUUCCACCAGUCGCAUUCUCCUUCCCACUUCCUCCAAUCAUUACGGCGCGGGCACCGUAUUCAUGGUCAGGUUUAACGCCGUCUUCAACGUAUCCUCGGAAACGAGCUCGUCCACUUGCCGAUGUCGAUGGCAUCGACAAAGACUGUCGUGACUACAACAAGAAGCGGCGGUUACGGUUAAAAUUAAUCACCUCCCGUUUGAGCGAGCCAUUUGCCAUUCCUCCGACAAACAUUCUCGAUCGGGGAAACUGUUCUCGGGUAGCAUUAUGGGCAAAAACUCGGGCCGUUUCAAGGCAUGUUCUGCGAAAGGCAGCGAUUCUGAAUAAAAUAAAACGAGAUGCGAUGGCUGCGAGAGCGGCACAGGAACGACAGGUUGAAAUCGCCAGACAGCAGUACAGAGAAAAACUGGCUGCCAACGCAAAAUCGAACACAAAAAGAAAUCGCGUAGCCCAGUCCAAUUCCCCAAUAGUCCAAGGGUCACAUGUAAUGAAAACGCCACGGAAACCAAAAGAUCCAUAUGGUAUACCAAAGCAUCAUCGCCCUCCAACACCACCAAGCGAAACCGAGCUGGAAUACCGGCGUCGUGGCAUGGGGCUGGGUAUAUAA